Molecule: messenger RNA, 2757 nt
Organism: Ogataea philodendri
Lineage: Eukaryota; Fungi; Ascomycota; Pichiomycetes; Pichiales; Pichiaceae
Exons: 1
Coding region: 1-2757 (918 amino acids)
Biological process (GO): manganese ion transport; calcium ion transmembrane transport; intracellular calcium ion homeostasis
Cellular component (GO): endoplasmic reticulum; Golgi membrane; plasma membrane
Molecular function (GO): ATP binding; P-type calcium transporter activity; ATP hydrolysis activity
Source: RefSeq, a predicted model, not a curated record
AUGGCCUCGGAUAAUCCGUAUGCUAGCAAAUUAACCAACCCGGACACUGACAUCGAGCUUAUUGGCAGAGACCAGUUUGAGGACGGGCUGUCCACGCGGUUUGCGGCCAAGACGGUGGAGGAGACCGUGCAAGAGUUGGACACAAACGAGACCAAGGGGCUUUGCAAUCAGAACGACAUUGUUUAUCGGCGUUCGAUCCAUGGCGUUAACGAGCUGGAGGGCGAAGAAGAGGAGUCGUUGUUUAUCAAGUUCGUGUCGACCUUCUAUGGCGACCCGAUGAUCAUGUUGCUUAUCGGAUCUGCUGGAGUGAGUUUCUACAUGGGCAAUUUGGACGAUGCCAUCAGUAUCACCGCUGCUGUUUUAAUUGUUGUUACUGUUGGGUUUGUUCAGGAGUACCGUUCGGAAAAGAGUCUGGAGGCUUUGAACAAGCUUGUUCCGGAACAGGCCCAUCUGACACGAAACGGCACUACCGAGACGGUGAUGGCCAUGACUCUUGUUCCGGGCGACCUUGUUCGCUUCCAGGUCGGUGACAGAAUCCCAGCAGACAUCAGAUUGACUGAGUCUGUUCACCUGACCAUCGACGAGAGCAAUCUUACUGGUGAAACCAAGCCUGUGUCAAAGAGUCUGGACGUGGUGUCCAAGCCUAUGCCAAGCAUUGGAGAGAGAUCCAAUAUUGCGUUUAUGGGAACGCUUGUGCGGGACGGCCACGGGGCGGGUAUUGUGAUUGCCACCGGCCACAAGACCGCGCUCGGCAGCGUGUUUUCCAUGCUGUCUUCGAUUGAGAAGCCAAAGACUCCGUUGCAGAACGCCAUGGGCAAGCUUGGCCAGCAGCUUUCUUUCUUCAGUUUUGCUGUGAUUGGUGUGAUUGGACUGAUUGGUGUGAUUGAGGGCCGCUCGUGGCUCGACAUGUUCCAGAUCAGUGUUUGUUUAGCCGUUGCUGCUAUUCCCGAGGGAUUGCCGAUUAUCGUGGCAGUGACGCUCGCACUGGGUGUUUUGAGAAUGGCCAAACAGCGUGCCAUUGUCAAGAAAUUGCCUAGUGUUGAGACACUGGGCUCUGUCAACGUGAUUUGCUCAGACAAAACAGGAACGCUCACCCAGAACCACAUGACCGUCAGCAAGGCCUGGACCGUCGACAUGAAAACGAGCCAUCUGGCCGUGGACGGCAACAAGCACCUGCCGGACAACGUCGACAAGGACGUCAAGUACAUGCUGGAGUCCGGAAACCUGUGUAACAACGCCAGGUUCUCGGUCGAGAAGGAGAAGUUCUUGGGAAACCCAACAGAUAUUGCAAUUAUUGAGUCUUUGUCGUCUUUCGGCAUGGACGACCUCAGAAACACAAGAGUGAGAACCAACGAGUUGCCUUUCAACUCGAACAGAAAAUACAUGGCCAUUUGCUCGCAUUUCGGUGACAAGUCCAAAUCCGAGACGUUUGCUAAAGGUGCCGUGGAAAAGAUCGUGGCCAUGUCCAAGAUGUACUACACCAAGACUGGCGAGAUCAAACCUAUUAAUGACGAAAUUUCCAAGCUGAUUUUCAAGAUGGCCGACGACCUGGCCAGCGACGGGCUACGUGUGCUUGCGUUUGCCAGAAACUCCAAGUCGUUCGACACCGAGCCUUCUGACCUGGUGUUUUGCGGGCUGAUGGGCAUGAACGAUCCUCCGCGUCCCCAGGUGAGCAAAUCCAUUGCAUCUUUGCUGAGAGGCGGUGUGCACGUUAUCAUGAUCACGGGCGACAGCGAAGUGACUGCUCUGAACGUUGCUCGCAAAAUUGGCAUGCCAUUGACCGAUCCGGAGCGCAGCGUGCUGACCGGCGAGAAGAUCGACGCCAUGUCCGAAGAGGCUCUUUCCGAGGCCAUUCAGUACGUUUCUGUGUUUGCCAGAACCACUCCUGAACACAAGGUGGCCAUUGUGCGUGCUUUGCAACUGCGUGGAGACAUUGUGGCCAUGACGGGAGACGGAGUGAACGACGCCCCGGCUUUGAAGCUGGCGGACAUUGGUAUUGCUAUGGGUAAGAACGGAACCGACGUGGCCAAGGAAGCUGCCGACAUGGUGCUCACAGACGACGACUUCUCGACGAUCUUGCACGCCAUCAGAGAAGGUAAGGGAAUUUUCAACAACAUCCAGAACUUCCUCACGUUCCAGCUGUCCACGUCUGUGGCUGCGCUAUCGCUGAUUGCUGUAUCGACCUUAUUUAACCUGCCAAACCCGCUGAACGCCAUGCAGAUUCUGUGGAUCAACAUUCUGAUGGACGGUCCGCCAGCCCAGUCGCUCGGCGUGGAGCCUGUUGACCAGGAGGUGAUGAACAAGCCGCCAAGAUCCCGGUCCGAGCGGAUUCUCACCGUGGCUGUUCUCAAGCGCGUGCUCACCGCUGCCUUUUUCAUUAUCAUCGGAACCAUGUACGUGUACGUGAGAGAGAUGAAGGACUCGGUCACCAGAAGAGACACCACGAUGACGUUCACGUGCUUUGUGCUGUUCGACAUGUUCAACGCUCUGGCGUGCCGCUCAUACUCCAAGUCGGUGUUCCAGCUCGGCCUGAAGAACACCAUGUUUAAUUACGCGGUUGGAGGCUCGCUACUGGGCCAGCUGUGUGCGAUCUACGUGCCAUUUUUCCAGUCCAUCUUCCAGACCGAGGCCCUUGCUGCCAGCGACCUGCUCUACCUGGUGGCCAUUACCAGCUCGGUGUGGAUCGUGGACGAGGUCCGCAAAUACCUCAGACGCAAAAACGCGAGUUAUACGUACGGUUACUCGACGGCUGUUUAG